Molecule: messenger RNA, 653 nt
Organism: Momordica charantia (bitter melon)
Lineage: Eukaryota; Viridiplantae; Streptophyta; Magnoliopsida; Cucurbitales; Cucurbitaceae
Product: histone-lysine N-methyltransferase trithorax-like protein
Source: RefSeq, a predicted model, not a curated record
CCCCGUGGAACCCAAGACCCGAAACCCGAUUGAUUAAUGAACUCGAUGUCCCUCCCACUGCUGGCCUCUUCGCAAAGGUUUCAUCCAAGCCUACCAACCACUCCAAGUUCACCGGAAAAUGCGGCAAGACCCGAUGCUCCGGCUGCCGGUUCCACCCGGUUCAAAAGGCCAAAGAUAAAACCAAGGGAUCUCAUAAGUUCAAGUCGCACCAUCUCGUCAUUGACUGCCCGCUGGCCAAUUACGACCCUGCAAGCUUCAUCGAUGAUGAUGGUGACGAUCAGCCACUAGAAGUAACAGAUUUUGAAUCGAGGGUCGAAGAUAUUCAUCAUCAUGUGGAUGAUGAAGAUGAAGAUGAAACGAGUUACUGUAAAGUAGAGUUUGUUGUGGAAGAAGCCGUGGAAGGAGACGACACUUGGUGUUUAGUAGAAGAAGACAAAGUAAUCUAAUAGACGAAGAGGCGGCUAACUGUAACAGCCAUCUUCCAUUCCAUUCGUGGCUGUGUACUUUUUCUGCUUCUAUAAACUUUUAUCAAUGUGGAUAUGAAUAAUGGUUCAAUCUCAACUUGAACUUUAUAGAGUGGAUUCACUACUUCACUGUAAAACCAGGAUUAGAGGGUGACAUUUUUAAUAUCUAACUCUGUUCUUUGGAUAUCA